UUUAGCAUGCCAGUUUUACAUCACUGACUUUUAUAGUUUAGAAAGAAAUAUUUCGAACUAUGAGAGACUAAGAGGAAAAGAGAACAGACCACUUCCUCCGCCACUGGCAAUUAUAACUGCGAACACAGAGUACUACAUGUCAUUGGAUUUACAAAGUUCAACUUCACAAGAAGAAAAGAGGAAAUUUGGACAUGCUGUGGCCAUGGAUUCAGAGACUCAGCUUCUCAACUUGAGGACCGAUGAUGAAACCACACACCCGCUUAACUCUGAGCAAUUAGGAGAGACAUCGUUUGACACUGCCGAAGGCACCAGUGCCUCCUGUCUCACUACGGCAGAGCUUCAGCAGCACUGGAGGGCGGUAAAACAAGAGAUUAGGUCUGUCAAACUGCUGUUUCAGAUCCCAUCCACCCGUACUAUAGAACACACAACAUCCAGAUAUGUGGUGUAUCAGAUAAUACUAAUCAGAUCAGGCAGUUAUGAUCGUAAGCAUGCUGCCAUCGAGCGCCGCUACUCUGAUUUCCUCCACUUGCACCAUGAGCUUCUUCAGGACUUCAGCGAGGAGCUUGAGGAUGUCACCUUGCCCAAGAAGAAGCUGAUGGGAAACUUCUGUGAGGAGAACAUCGCUGAACGGCGUGUGACUCUCUGUGACUACCUGACUCAGCUGUACUCUUUGCGCUACAUCCGCCACUCACCUGCUUUUAUAGCAUUCUUCACUCACCCUGAGCUGAAGACUGCCUAUGACCUGUUGCGUGGAGGCCGCUACUCACACGCCCUGGGGGUUCUGCAAAAUGCAUUAGUGCUCCAGGAGAAACUGUGCUCUCAUGAUUCGCCCCUGCUUGUGCAAACACUUUGUGCUCUUUUUGUGUGUCAUAGGGACCUGGAGGAUUUCCAUGCAGCUUUUCAGACUGGACACAGGGCGCUGCCAGCAGUAAGGCGCUAUGGACUGCGCAAGUAUCGUAGCCCGCUACUGGAGGCCAUGGUUGAUCUGGGGUAUAAAUUACAGCGCCCUGUGGCUCAGUUACAAGAAGAACUGAUCAGAGUUCAAAACUCCACACAUGGAUCAGAGACACUAAUGUCACUAAAACAGCUUGUGGUGCAAGAGUUUACAUGAACCCAAGGUUUUCAUUAUCCCCCAAAUCAAUAAAACUUUACUUGAAUAAAAUGUCUUCAAUAUAUUAAAACUAUUGUGGGCCAGGG
Clarias gariepinus (North African catfish) is the source of this 1197-nucleotide messenger RNA. RefSeq names its product sorting nexin 20 (gene snx20). Gene Ontology annotation, cellular component: early endosome membrane. The record is from RefSeq and is a predicted model, not a curated record. Gene Ontology annotation, molecular function: phosphatidylinositol phosphate binding. Bases 137 to 1111 code for a protein of 324 amino acids. NCBI's taxonomy places the organism in Eukaryota, Metazoa, Chordata, Actinopteri, Siluriformes, Clariidae. Gene Ontology annotation, biological process: protein transport. The transcript is spliced from 5 exons.